AUGGACAAAGUGGAAAGUCAAGAUUUAGAUUCUACCAUUUCUGAUGAUAGUGUAGAUAGAGAAGACAAAAGAAUUCUAGAUUCUAUGUCUGGUUUAUUGAUUAACAUUAAUAAUAUCAUCGGCGUGGGAAUAUAUAGCACUCCGGGGAUAGUAUGGGAGGAAACACGAUCUGUCGGAUUAUCUUUAAUUUUAUGGAUUCUCGGUGGGUUCAUCAGCCUAUUCGGGAGUCUGGUAUAUGCUGAACUCGGUCUUAGAGUAAAAAGAGGCGGAGGAGAAUAUAUUGUUUAUGCGUUUUCAAACCAUGACUGUAUCGAAUCAUCGCUUCAUCCAAAAUCAUACUUAACCGGAUGGGAGUUUUGGCGAAUUCGAUUGAUUUCAUUGGCAAGUGUCACUUUUGUGACUUUGUAUCAUAUGUACUCUAACCGGCUGGCCAACAACAUCAAUAAAUGUUUAACAAUAAUCAAAACCUGUACAUUAAUUGCCGUCUCGUUGAUCGGCUUGAUUAAACUGAAUUCCUCUAUAAAUAAAGACAAUUGGAACCAUUUAUUUGAUGAAACUCAGCUAACUCCACAUUCACUUGCAUUGGCUAUGAUCGACUCGAUCGAUGAGCUUAAAGCCCCUGAAAACAAACUUAUGAACAGUAACCGUUAUAGUGUGAUCAUUGUCGAUAUCUUUACAAAUAUUGCAUAUAUUUCCGUCGUACCGAGAGAACUUGUGAUUCGCCCAGAACAAAAUCCAAAUGAAGUAAUUGCAGGGCAAUUCGCCAUGAUUGUCGGUGGAGAAAUAUUCGGAAGAAUCUUGGCAUUUUUGAUCAGUAUUUCUGCACUAGGUGUUAUGGCAGUGUUAAUAUGGAGUGGAUCACGUGUAAUUGUAGCAGCAGCCAAACAUAAUUACAUCCCAGUAUUUUCACACUUAUUAAAACAAUGGCAUCCUACAUACAAUACACCGGUCUAUGCUUUAGGAGCACAUUCUUGGAUUUAUUACACGCUAAGCGCAAUUGGAUUAUUUGUUCUUAGAAAACUCGACGGAGAUGGUUACAAUUUAUACAAGGUUUCUACACCACUGAUAUAUAUGUUUAUUAUGGCGGGGAUGUUUAUUGUGGCCGCACCAUUCUUUACACCAGAUACACAAUAUUACUCAGAAAAUUAUAAUAAUUCAAUUAGUAAUACAACUUUGCCAUCAACAACUUCGGAUUUAAAUUGUCCGUUAAAUACCAAAGAUUCAUAUCCUUACUAUAUACCAUACUUGUUGAACCAAAAUUUUUAUAGUAAUAAUGAUAGAAGAGACAGAAGAAAUGAUGGCCAAGAAGAUAAGGAUUUGCAACAACAACAACAAGAUAAUGAUAGAAUCGAUGUUGAUGAAAUUCGAAUUUCUACUAAAUAA
Molecule: messenger RNA, 1383 nt
Organism: Entrophospora candida
Lineage: Eukaryota; Fungi; Glomeromycota; Glomeromycetes; Entrophosporales; Entrophosporaceae
Source: the annotation of a GenBank genome assembly